Geodia barretti is the source of this 299-nucleotide messenger RNA. The record is from the annotation of a GenBank genome assembly. NCBI's taxonomy places the organism in Eukaryota, Metazoa, Porifera, Demospongiae, Tetractinellida, Geodiidae.
AAAGGCUCCGACUGGGAAGAAGGGAGCUCUUCUGACGGCCACUCUCUAUCCCUCCACCUUCUUUGGCAUGGGCUUCUUCCUCAACUUCUUCAUCUGGGGAGAACACUCGUCUGGAGCGUACCAUUCACCACCAUGCUGGCUCUGCUGUGCAUGUGGUUUGGAAUAUCCUUCCCCCUCGUGUUCGGAGGUUCCUAUUUCGGGUUCCAGAAACAGCCGUACGAACAUCCGGUGAGGACCAAUCAGAUUCCUCGACAGAUCCCCGAGCAAGUCUGGUACCUCCAUCCAGUCUUCGCGUAAGU